Heterotrigona itama is the source of this 6078-nucleotide messenger RNA. The record is from the annotation of a GenBank genome assembly. Lineage: Eukaryota; Metazoa; Arthropoda; Insecta; Hymenoptera; Apidae.
AUGAAAAACGUUUCAUUUGCUGAAGUUUCAGGUUCUAUUUAAGAUACUAUCUUCAGUUAAGCCGAACCAAAGGUAUUAAAUAGUAUUUGAAAUAUUUAUUUCGUCAAAUAUUACCUAGCUCUAAGGAGACAUGUACAAUCAAUUUAGUUGGAGGAAAGUUGUUCGCUAAUUUUAUUCCUAAGUAUUUUUUUUUUUUUUCCAUUUUAGAUGUAGAAUUAAAUAAUUUAGACGUGGAAGGAAAGUUUUCAUCGAUUUUUAUGCGAGGAUAGCUUUUUUUUUAACCCUUCGUUUUCUCUCGGUCAUGGAUAUCAAUGGACGAACUAGCCCAGUUUUGAGCGCGGGGUUAUAUGCAUUCAACAAAAGAUAUCGCAAUCGUUUACACGUAUACGUGUUAUGUGUGUCGCAAACAUACAUGUAUAUAUGAUCAGUUGUUUAUACAGUACAUUCUCAUUGUUUCCAGGACAAUGCAACAAGUGAUGCGACGAUAGGCGAUGUCAGUUUCAUCGGAGAAAAUGCGACAGGGGUCCACAUUGACUGGGGAAUGGUAAAGUUUGCACGUGCUCCACUUUUCACAAUUCAAUCAUGCGUCACACCGUUGAAAGUAUUUCACAUUUUCGGAUCCUCGAGCUUUCCGGGGAUCUUAACAACCAUUUUGUUUUAUUUCGCUUCGUUGAACUAUAACACGAACGUGUUAUUUAUUUAACCGCGGGAUACAUCUUUUAGCAUAAUAGAGAAAAUAAAGGCAGAGAAUACAAGACGAGAACGAUUGAAAACAGAGACAGGCAAUUAUAAACAUUGGAUAAUGUAUGUUUUGGAACUGCGAUAGAAUCGUAAAAGAUAUCAAUUUUGCUUUUAAAUUCGUUCACCACGAUUCACACGUACGAUUUAUAGGAUUAAAUUUACCAUAUGACGAACGACGCUGUAUGAAACACAUGGAUGGAAAUCUAGCAACUCGGCAAGCAGUGCAAAUUUUAAAUAGCUCGAGAAUCUCACAUAUAAUGUUACUGCAUAAAUACGUCACCAACAAAUGUAAUAUUGUAGAUAUCCCAUAAACUGAAGCAAAAAAUCACAUAACAAUCCACUUGAUCUCGUUUUAAAACUUAAAGCCUUUACUUUGACAGCUUUCAGUUCGUCCUUUAUAAAGAUUGAUUACAUCAUGAAAUUGGCGAGCAAGUAAGGAUACUUCUUCUCAAAGAUUACAAAGUCUUUGCAAUUUGCAAAUAAUUUCCACAAAUUCUAUUUGUUUAUCUAUGUACAGCAACCAAAUAACCACUGUUGUUAUUUCCCAAAUAAUCGUUGAAAGAAUCAAACUCACGACUGCUAAAAUAAAGGCUUUACGCUUUAAAACAAGACCAAGUGUAUUGUUAUAUAAUAUUUUUUUAUACGAAGUUAUAACAAUUUCCAUUCUUGACGUUAUUAGUUCGUUAAAUUUUUCAUCGUUAUUAGCUCCUCGUUGUACCUAUUAUUAAUAUCAUUGAACGUAGUAAAUUUUUUAUUGGCAAGCUAAGUUAAUAUCGUACAUAAUAUCCUACGUAUUUUUCAGAUGUUUCACGGUGUUGUAGUGUCAGCGUCGCAGGUGUUAGCAGUUGAAAGCGUUUUUACGGGUGCCGUGGUUUAUUUAGCUUGUCUACUUUAUUCUCCGAUAACGGCUGGCUUUGCUUUUUUGGGUGCACUCAUCGGUUCAUUGGCGGGUUUGAUGCUCGACGUGCAGAUCGAUGAAAUUUAUAGCGGUUUAUGGGGUUACAACACUUUCUUGACAGGAGCUUCGUUAGGAGGAACUUUUUUUGUCCUUAACGGACAAACAGCUGCAGCUACGAUUGUAGCGAUCGCAUACACCGUGAUCGUGCAAUAUGCUAUAUGGUUCUUCUUUAUAGAUCUGAAAUUGCCGAUAUUGACGUUGCCGUUUGUCCUGGUAACUUCUUUAUUUCUGAAAUUAAGGAGUAAUUCAGGAGAUAAAACUUUCCCACAACCACCGCCCAUUUCCCUCUCGCGGACACAACGUCGAGAUUAUAUUACCAGCCAACAAGCUCAGCUUAUUCAGCAAGUAUGUAUUUGUAUGCUUCAAUUUAUUUUCACGAAUGUGUCACGUGUUAUUCUCCCAUUGAUAAACCAAAUCUCUGCAUUUAAUCAUACAGUGUUCGUAAACAAAAAUUUUAAAUAUUAUAUCAUAGUUAUGGAAUGUUUUGGAAUUCGAAAAUUUUUAGAAGUAAGAGACACAUCCAUUAAUAUCUCUAAUGUAAUUUUUUUGGACGUAUUCACGCGAACGCUUUUGAGUGAAACUCGAAUGCAAUUGGUUAUAGUCGGAGUAAGAUUGAUGUGCGUUACGACGGGACUAUCGUCAUAGGAACUCUAGAAAUAUCGAUUUCUGCUCUAGUCGAGGUUAACCUGCUCUUAUACGAUGAGGAAUCGCGUAUGGCGGAUGUGAUUCUGUCGUGCCAAAGAUUAUUGACGAAAGCACUCACCGACACGCUCGCUUUUUACUUUACUUAGAGGACGGAAAGAAUAAUCCGCGCCAAUAUAAAUAAAAAAACAAAUAGCGAUUGUACAAACAAAAAUUAAUGAAUUUUUUUUCAGUUUGUGCGUUUAUUUGUAUAGUUUCUACGCUUAAAAAGAUCAUAUCAGUACAUUAAAAAAAAAAAAAAGUCAAAUUCAGAGAUAAUGUGGGUAACAGAAAGAAUAAAAAAAAUCUAUGUAUGAUCUUUUAGAUUUUAAUUUAUUGUAACUCUCCUUUUUUUUUUUUUUUACAGAAGAACGAUGCAGAAAACGAUGCAGAAGACAGAAUUAAAGAUCGAAGAAAGCAAUCAACGCACGACGUUUAAUCAUGAAAUAAACAUAAUAUUCAUACGGAUGUUUUGUAGAAAUUUGAACUCUUAUUUUCCUACUCAAUUAAUUAAAAUGCUCCGAAGUAUCAAGUGAAAAACAAGACGUCAGAAGUCGGCCGUUCUAUUUCUUCUCUCAUAAAAAAAAAAUCUGUGGAUUGCUGCAACGAAUUUUUAACGACGACAUUUCAAGAAUCUACAAGUCGAUCGAUAAAAUUACUUGGUUGCUUUUUUUAGCUUACAACGUUGAGCCCAGAUCGUAAAUUCGACGGAGAAUUUUCAUUUGUCCUGCAUAACGAUCACUGUGUGCCAGUUCUUUUAUUAUGUUAGCUACGUACUAUAUGUAUAUACAAGACACUCGGAGCUGUUUUCUUGGAAAGUGUAGAAAGCAUACGCAAAAGUUUUCCCUAUUUGAGAGAUGGUUAAAAAUUUUCAUGGAUAGAGUGCUGAAGUAUGAAAAUAUGAACGGGGGAAAAUGAUGUUAUGCUGCAUCGUUAAAAGUAAAUUUCGCGAAUAUCUUCCUUGAAGAGUGGCAGCAAUAAAUUUUUUAUUUACAAAGAUUCAUAAAUAUCGUAGCUCCUAUAUUAAAAUUCCAAUAGCAUCGCACGUUACUCACUAUGAAUAUUUAUAUUUUAUUUAUUAUUCUAACAUUUCAAUGUGCUUCAGAAAGGAAAGGAAGACCGAAUACAUUACGAUGUUCGGUGCAUUUCGCUGAUGUGAUAUAACUUCUGCCACUCUAUCUUCAUUCUUAAUAAUCUUGACACCAACAAAUAAGAAGAAUUCUUAUUCUAGUGUUUCUUGUGAAUAGCCGUUGUAAUAUAUGAUAGUUUGUUUCAUACUUUCUAAUAUGUGUGUCCAACUACAUAUUCAUGUAGUCUCCAAACAUUAGAGAGAUAUAUUGAAUAUUUUGUGAAGGUGAAUAUUCACAGAACAACGUUAUUUCCUUUUAAUACAUUAGGCUGCAUAGGGCUAUCUGUUUAUUCAUGCAAGAUUGAUUUUCCACAGAACGAAGUAACUUCGAGGAUAUUGGGAAAAUAUGCACAAUGAUGCGCAUCGAGAGUUGUUGAUCUCUUAGCUGUAUUAAAAUCUGUGAAGAAGGCAACGUCAAACUUUUUCCCAUUUGUCACGCGUGCAUGUACGUAUACCUUUUCUCAGUUUCAUAUGCACAACUUAAGUAUCUGCCUCUUAAGUCUCGAAGAACACAUCUUUUUUCUACCAACAUAGCUUAAUAACACAAAACAAAAUACUUAAAUAUCUCGACUGAUAAAAAUGCGUCACGUUAAUAAUGCAAUUUAAUAAUGCAUUUAAUUCAUUAAUAUCUUUUUAUAAAGAAAAGUAUUAACCAACUAAAUAAUAUAUAAUAAACUAAAUUAUUUAACAGAUACUUUGGUUUUAAUUUUGCAAAAUCCAUUAUAUAAAAGACAAAAGCAAAAUAAAUAAGAAUAUUAAUGAACAACAACACAUGAGAAUAUUGAUCAUAUCUUUUCUUGUUUUUUUAUAGAAUAAAAAUAUCUAUCUCACAAAAUAUCUACCAAUGAUUUUCCAUAAUCACUUUAAAAAUGAUAUCGUUUCGUUUAAAGGAACUAUGACAUUUAGGUGAUCUGUUUCACAUGAUUCACCCUGUAUAAUAAAAUUUAUUUAUUCGCUUAUUAUAAUUUCAAAUCUGCAUGAAUAAAUAAAUGUCACUUUUUAAUGAUGUCACUUCAGGUAAUAAAUUCUAAAAAGUUUCAACGUUAUUACAUUUGUCGAGGAAAUAAAGUCGUAUUAAAAGAAAUUCUUUUGUAGUUUGUUCAAAAGCUUUGUUCAACAAUCUCUCUCGGAAUUACCGAGCAAAGCUAACUGUGGAAACUAAAAUUUUGAUAUAAAAAAUCGUGUUUCAAGGAAAGAUAACGUUAAAAUAAAAGGAAUGGUUUUUUUUUUCAUUUCAAAAUGACAUUUUUCUUAUUGCACAGAGUUUGCAUUAUGUCAGUAUGAGGCACCAUGUAGGAAUUCUAUGAAAGUUUUUGUUUAGCUUGCAGAAAUCUGGAAUAGUUACUGGAUUUCUAUUUUUCUGCAGCACAGUCCAUUAAAUUAAUUUGAGAGACAAAUCCGUCUGAAUAAGCAGAUUUGUCUCUCAAUUAAUUUAAUCGAUUCAUAUAAUUAAUUUGAAAGAAUGAAAUUUGUGAAUAUGUCACAAGUCAAUCAGAUAUUAAACAAUUUCUAGAUGUAUUUUCUCUUCCACUACAAAAUGUAAUAGAAAAAAUUACACAUUUUUCAGAUAGAAAAUACUAAUGACCUUGAAAAAACAGAUCUAAAAAAAUGAUCUAAUAAAAAAAGUUUAUUUUUCAAGAUAUUUUUUCAAGAUAUUUUCAAGAUAUUUUUCAAGAUAUUUUCAAGAUAUUUUUCAUUGGAGCCAUUCAAAAUUGUACAUUCAAAAAUUAACAUUUUUCAUGUUUCAAACAAUGAAGGAGAUAUUUAAGUAUUUAUAUAUAUAUAUAUAUUCUUUAUCUGAGAUAUCCUGUAUAUUUCUAACUACUUUAACAUUUCUUCUGAGGAAGGUGCACUUAAACUUGAUCAACUCUUUUUUUUUUAUGUAAAUUGUAAGAUUGAAAUUAUAAGUGAGUGGGUAACAAUUUCUCUUUUAUAGCUCGUUGCUCGACUUUAUAAUGCAGACAUAACGUUAUUAUUUGUAUUCUUAUAAAUCAGGAUAAAUUGAAAACUUACAACUUUAUUGCAUAAAUGUGUUUGCACUACUUCCGCGCAAUAACCGUAAAAUAGUUAAUUCGUAAAUUAUGAAGAUAAAAUUAAGUAUUAUUAAAAGUUGUAGAUAUCAGAUCCUUGUUCAUGCUAUCGUGCAGCGUUCUAACAAAACAUUAUGAAACUGUUGGAAUAUAUUAUCUGCUUCUUUCUGAUACCAAACUUUCCUUUUUAAUGCUUAGUGAACUCGUUUUAUCGCCAGUACAUUAGAAAAUUGUUGAAUUUAAAAUAAGUAGGAACAGAUUAAUUUUUAAACGUUAGACAAAUUGAUAUUUCUCGUGAAUAGAGAGUAUUGAUCGACUACUUUCGACUAUAGCGGCGAUUAUUAUAAAAGAGUAAAAUUUUAAUAAAAAAUAUUUGUAUCUCCUGACUAUAAUGGAACUAAAUUUAACUUAAUUUAAUUUAAUUUAAUUUAAUUUAAUUUAAUAAUCAAUUUACGAUUAAAUUAUUUAAUUCUGGAAUUUCCAAUUUAAUUUAAUUUUAUUAUUAAUUUCUACUACAGGAAAUAUAUUAUACAAUGUGA